AUGAAAAAGAAAAAGAAGCAAUCGAAAAAACUUUUGCCAAAAAAUGUCUUUGAAAUCGUUGGUGAAAGUGGACAAAUAAUUGAACGAGUCGUUCCAAAUAGCACAAAGAAAGAAGUUGAUAAACCGACAGAAACUGAGCCAACGCCAACAUUUAGUGAACGCACGAAAAAACGACGAAGACGUGAAUGGGAUGCAAUGAACUAUGAACCAUUUGACAUAACACGUGGUCGUGAAUAUGAACGAGCAUUACAACGAGUUGCUACACGUGGUAUUGUUCAAUUGUUUAAUACAGUUCGAAAACAACAACAAACUUCAUCGUCAGCAACAAAAAAGAAACAAGAAAGUACAAUAAAUAAAGGUGAAUUUCUCGACAUGCUUAAAACAAUCGAUUCGGAUGAAGUCUCAUGCAAAAUUAUGAAGAAAAAUCAACCCAUGGUUGAAUCAACAACUAAACCAGGGCCAGUCAGAUGGAGCGUCUUCCAAGAUGAUUUGAUGGCUAGUGUUAAAGAUAAUGAUGAUGAUGAUGAUGAUGAAGAUGACGAUUAA
Messenger RNA from Rotaria socialis, 546 nucleotides. Lineage: Eukaryota; Metazoa; Rotifera; Eurotatoria; Philodinida; Philodinidae. The record is from the annotation of a GenBank genome assembly.